Messenger RNA from Solanum stenotomum, 1131 nucleotides. RefSeq names its product actin-100-like. The coding region runs from base 1 to 1131 and encodes 376 amino acids. Lineage: Eukaryota; Viridiplantae; Streptophyta; Magnoliopsida; Solanales; Solanaceae. The transcript has 4 exons. The record is from RefSeq and is a predicted model, not a curated record.
AUGGCUGAUGGGAUAGAUAUUCAAACACUUGUUAUCGACAACGGAACUGCACAAUCCAAGGCUGGGUUUGCUGGGGAUGAUGCUCCAAAGACUGUUUUCGAAAGUAUUGUUGGUCGUCCUCGUCAUACUGGCGUCAUGCUUGUUAUGGGACAAAAAGAUGCCUAUGUUGGUGAUGAAGCUUGGCGUAAUAGGGGUAUUUUGACUCUGAAAUAUCCCAUUGAACAUGGCAUGGUAAAAAACUGGGAUCAUAUGGAGAAAAUCUGGCAUCACAUAUUUUACAAUAAACUCCGUGUUGCUCCCGAGGAGCAUCCUGUUCUUCUGACGGAAGUACCACUUUACCCCAAAGUAAACCGGGAGAAAAUGACCGAAAUCAUGUUUGAGAAAUUCAAUGUUCCAUCCAUGUAUGUCGCAAUCCAGGCUGUUCUCUCUCUGUUUGCUAAUGGUCUCCUAACUGGCAUUGUGCUUAAUUCUGGUGAUGGUUCGACCCACAUGGUACCCAUCUAUGAGGGACAUGCACUUCCCCAUGCUAUCUCAUGGUUAGGUAUUGGUGGUCGUGAUCUUACUUAUUAUUUAUGGGAGCUUAUCAGAGAAGGUUUUGCAUGUAACGUAGCGAUACAAGAAAAUAUUAUUUGGAGUAUGAAGGAGACAAUUACUUAUGUUGCACUGGAUUUUGAACAGGAGAUUGAGAAGGCAAAAAACAGAUCUUCAGUUGACAAGGGCUUUGAGCUUCCUGAUGGACAACUCUUUUAUAUUGGUGCUGGGAGUUUCCAAUGUCCUGAAGUCCUAUUUCAGCCAUCAUUGGUCGGAAAGGGACCGACAGGAAUCCAUGAAAAAGUCUACAAUUCAAUCAUGAAAAGUGAUGUUGAUAUUAGGAAGGAUUUAUUUGCAAACAUUGUGCUUAGUGGUGGCUCAACUAUGUUUCCUGGCUUAGCAGAACGUAUGAGCAAGGACAUCACUGCUCUUGCUCCAAGGGGCAUGAAGAUCGAGGUGAUUGCACCACCUGAGAGGAAGUAUAGCACCUGGAUAGGAGGAUCAAUUCUAGCUUCCCUCAAUACUUUCAAAAGAAUGUUGAUAACGAAGGGAGAGUAUGAUGAAUAUGGUCCCUCAAUUGUCCACAAGCGGUGUUUCUAA